Pelmatolapia mariae (spotted tilapia) is the source of this 1165-nucleotide messenger RNA. It is a transcript of the gene msrb2, whose product is annotated as methionine sulfoxide reductase B2. The record is from RefSeq and is a predicted model, not a curated record. The transcript has 5 exons. The coding region runs from base 87 to 656 and encodes 189 amino acids. Gene Ontology annotation, cellular component: cytoplasm. Gene Ontology annotation, molecular function: peptide-methionine (R)-S-oxide reductase activity. Gene Ontology annotation, biological process: response to oxidative stress; protein repair. NCBI's taxonomy places the organism in Eukaryota, Metazoa, Chordata, Actinopteri, Cichliformes, Cichlidae.
GUGAAAAAUCUCGAUGGGGCAAGUUCGUUUGGCUCCACUGAAAGCUGCACUUGACUUUAGUCGCACUUGACUCCACUGGAGCAAACAUGUCUCGUUUCGUCCGCCGGAUUGUCGCUGUUGCCUCUCAACACGCCACAGCCAGAGCUGCAGAGUUACCGAGGAGGAUCCCCGGCAUAAUCCGUCCCGUGUCCACAUCUCAAGGCCUGCAGUCCCUCACACGUUACAGUGAGACUACAGACUGGCAUAAAAAACUGACCCCAGAGCAGUAUGUAGUCACUAGAGAGAAAGGAACUGAGGAGCCCUUUAGUGGGAUCUACCUGAAUCAUUUUGAAAUGGGGAUGUAUCACUGUGUCUGCUGUGAUGCUCCACUCUUCAGCUCCGAGGCUAAGUACAACUCCGGGACAGGCUGGCCAGCAUUCAAUGAGGCUCACGGGACAUGGGAGGGUGAUGAAAGCCACACCUCCAUCAUUCGGCGCCCUGACAACAGCCUGGGCAGCCCUGGGACAGAAGUCCUUUGUAAAAAUUGCGAUGCCCACCUUGGCCACGUGUUUGAUGAUGGACCAGACCCAACAGGACAGCGCUUCUGCAUCAACAGUGUUGCCCUCACAUUUAAAACCAGAGAAAACGACAAACCUGAUGAGGAUGAGUGUAACUGAUGGACUUAAUCAAAACAUUAAAAAAACAGGACCAGUUUAAAGAACUUCCCUUUUGUUUUUUGUGGGUUUUUUUUUUUAAAGUGAAAAGCUAUGUGAUGUGCAGUGGGAUGAAUUGUGGGUUAAAGUGGAAGUGAAUUGAAACCAGUUUUAUAUUGCAUAUAUUAAUGGAUAUAUGGACUGGAGAGAUGUCUACACAGGACAGGACUACAGGACUCACAGUAAAUAAUUUUUCUGCUCCAAUAAUCUUUUUUGUGUUCUCUCCUGGUCACUGGUGUUUUUACUGUUUACUAAUGUUUGUUAAGUAUUUUGCCUUAACUGUCAUCUGAAUGAAGGUCUUCUCAUAUGAGCCACUUGGAAAAUAUGUGUAGGAUAUGGGAACCCAUUAAUGCCACAUUUAAAAAAAAAGUGUUUUUAACAGCAUUGUAAUGUUUAGCAUAUUUUCAUAUCUGGAAAAAAACAGUCAAAAAUGUGGGUUGAUGUUUGUGUUGUUCUGCAGGAUUGCAAAAACA